CUCUCUCUCUCUCUCUCUCUCUCUCUCUCUCAAACUGCUUUCUCGCCCUUAGAUCCUCCGUCCAAAACCACUCUUCGUCCCCAGAAAACCGGAUUCCCCCUCUGAUCUGCAGAAAUUCCAGGAAAAAACAGAUCGGACGGCGGAGAUUCGAUGACGCGGCUGCCCCGGAAGCGGCAGCCCUUUCAGAAAGAUGACGUCGACGACAGUCCGGCGGCAGAACCCCUAGAAACAGCGGACAACGCUCCCGUCCGUUUCGACCCACCUCCGAAUCCGGCGGUGGAGACCGGGAAGGAACUGUCACCAGAGAAGCCUGUCCGCGUGUACGCCGACGGCAUCUACGAUCUCUUCCACUUCGGACAUGCUCGAUCGCUCGAGCAGGCCAAGAAAUCGUUCCCGAACACAUAUCUACUUGUUGGUUGCUGCAACGAUGAAGUCACUCAUAGGUACAAAGGGAAAACUGUAAUGACUGAAAAUGAGCGCUAUGAAUCUCUUCGUCACUGCAGGUGGGUCGAUGAAGUUAUUCCUGAUGCCCCAUGGGUCAUCACACAGGAGUUCAUUGACGAGCACAAGAUUGACUAUGUGGCACAUGACUCUCUUCCAUAUGCGGAUGCGAGUGGAACCGGCAAGGAUGUCUAUGAAUUUGUUAAGGCCAUUGGAAAAUUCAAGGAAACAAAGCGUACAGAAGGGAUUUCUACAUCAGAUGUUAUAAUGAGGAUGCUUAAGGACUACAAUCAGUAUGUCAUGCGCAACCUGGCCCGUGGAUAUUCAAGGAAGGACCUUGGUGUCAGCUAUGUGAAGGAGAAGCAGUUGAGAGUGAACAUGGGGAUAACUAAGUUGCGCGAGAAAGUGAAAGAACAUCAAGAAAAGGUGGGCCAAAAGUUGCAUACUGUGGCAAAGACAGCUGGUAGGCAUCACAACGAAUGGGUGGAGAAUGCAGAUCGUUGGGUUGCAGGUUUUCUUGAGAAGUUUGAGGAAGGGUGCCACAUUAUGGAAACUGCCAUCAAAGACCGCAUCCAAGAGGGUCUGAAGAGGCAGCAGUCCAGAGUAAUGGCAAACUUUCUACAAGAACAGGAGGUGUCGUGACUUUUUCAAGCUCUAUUGUCAAUCUAGAGUUCUUGUUUUCAGUUCUCUCCUUCUCUCUUGUUCCUGCUGAAAAUGGUAUACCUAGCAUACAAGUGUUACUGGAAAAACAGUUAAUCAUUUGGAGAAGUCCCUGCAUGUGUAGUUGUUUUGACUUUUUCUUUUUUCUUUUUUUCCCUCAAGGUGAAUGUGGAUGAUGAUUGCCGGAGUUUUGU
This is a messenger RNA of Magnolia sinica, 1295 nucleotides long. Its product is annotated as choline-phosphate cytidylyltransferase 2-like. The record is from RefSeq and is a predicted model, not a curated record. Gene Ontology annotation, molecular function: phosphatidylcholine binding; choline-phosphate cytidylyltransferase activity. Gene Ontology annotation, biological process: CDP-choline pathway. Bases 151 to 1083 code for a protein of 310 amino acids. Lineage: Eukaryota; Viridiplantae; Streptophyta; Magnoliopsida; Magnoliales; Magnoliaceae. The transcript has 8 exons.